ACGAGGAUGGCAAAAUAGCAAUUUUCUCGGCGUGGAGCUAGGUAGACGACGAGGGGAACCACUGCGGCCACCUCGGGCAUGGCCGCAGGGCGAUGGCCCCUCCUCCGGUCGAUCGCGAGGGGCUGCCUCGCCGGGGCCCUCAUCGGCGUCACCGUCAACGACCGCUACGCCUCCAUCCUCACCGUGCGGGGCUCCUCCAUGCACCCCACCUUCGAGCCCCACCCAGCUGUCCGCGUGCUCGUCGACCGGCUCUGCCUCGACGCCCGCUACGGCUUCUCCCGCGGCGACGUCGUCGUCUUCCGGUCGCCGACGGAGCACCGGAGUUUGGUGGUCAAGAGGUUGAUUGCGUUGCCCGGCGACUGGAUCCAGGUCCCGGCGGCGCAGGAGAUCCGGCAGAUACCCGAGGGCCACUGCUGGGUGGAAGGGGACAGCCCUUGCAGCCGUGACUCCCGAAGCUAUGGCCCUGUAAGUAUUCCUCUUGGUCUGAUGCAGGGGAGGGUCACAUACAUAGUCUGGCCGCCAAAUAGAAUUGGUCCAGUGGAGAGAAAGAUGCCAGAAGGAAGAGUAAUGCAGCGAUGACCUUUGUAUCUCUGGUUCGGUUGGUUUGUACAAUUUCCCCCCAAUUGGAGUAAAAUAUAGGUUCAGAAACCUCCAGAUUUUGUGCUGUCAAAGAUAGUGAAGUAAGAAUUUCAACACUAAUGGCACCGAAAUUGUUUCUCCUGUCAGGAUUCAUUGCUGAAUGCAUAGCUGCAAAGCUCUGCUUCUUGCUGGCCUUUGAUACACAUGAUGCAAUGCUAAUUUUUUUUCUUUGUUUUUUUGCAAAUUUCACCGAGAGAUUUAUUAAAAUCUUCAUGACAAAUUUAUUAUGAUUUCCCACCUGUGUUGUCGUUGGAAAGCAGAAACAAAUAUUGCUUGUUGAAUAACUGUAACAAGCCAGCAGCAUACAAAGUUACUGUUUUUCAAUCAUCUUCACUCAGGAAAACAAAGAUGACACACCUGCUUAGUAAAGCAGGAAUGAACUGAGUCAAAUUCUCUCUUUUUUAUCUCUCUCACUGUGAUGUAAUAUGCUUACUGUAAAACCUGGUUUAAUUUCAUGCUGCAGGAAUUGUGAAAAUACCCUC
This is a messenger RNA of Oryza brachyantha (malo sina), 1121 nucleotides long. Its product is annotated as mitochondrial inner membrane protease subunit 2-like. The coding region runs from base 79 to 579 and encodes 166 amino acids. NCBI's taxonomy places the organism in Eukaryota, Viridiplantae, Streptophyta, Magnoliopsida, Poales, Poaceae. The transcript is spliced from 4 exons. Gene Ontology annotation, biological process: mitochondrial respiratory chain complex assembly. Gene Ontology annotation, molecular function: serine-type endopeptidase activity. Gene Ontology annotation, cellular component: mitochondrial inner membrane peptidase complex; membrane. The record is from RefSeq and is a predicted model, not a curated record.